This is a messenger RNA of Nakaseomyces glabratus, 2799 nucleotides long. It is a transcript of the gene FAR11, whose product is annotated as Far11p. The record is from RefSeq and is a predicted model, not a curated record. Lineage: Eukaryota; Fungi; Ascomycota; Saccharomycetes; Saccharomycetales; Saccharomycetaceae. Gene Ontology annotation, biological process: cytoskeleton organization. Gene Ontology annotation, cellular component: cytosol.
AUGACAAAGAAGGCUAAGGUGCAUCUACUAGAUCGAGAUAGUGAAGCAAUUGGAAGAUCACAGUCCCUGGAAGAUCUCAAGUAUGCAAGGAAAACUGGCGGAACUGAUACAUCUUUUCAGCAUUUUAUAGAUGAUAUACCUACUGAAAACAGGGGAGCAUCAAGUUACCCAUCUUCACCUCGAGCUAAAGGUGCUAUAGACAAAGGAAUAUCAGAUUUAGAUAAAAUGCUGAGGAAAAAGCUUGAUAUUGUGAGUUCGGUUCUUAAUGUACACAAUGAGGAGAGUUCAAUCAGUAAUUUAGAAAAUGCCAAUCGAUCACCUUAUUUAAACAGGUCCCUAAUAGAUACUGAUUUGUCAAAUAUCGAAUUAAGUCCGUUAGAUUUCGGUCAGUACAAUUCUAAUCCUAUAUCUGGCGAUCAGUUUGGCGACUCUGACUCAAUUGAUGAUGACAAUGAUGAUGAAGAAUUUCAGAAUGUUGACGAAAUCGACGGACCUAUAGUAUCUAAUCCAUCGAGUGAUUCCGACUCAGAUUCUGAGAUUAUAGACUACAAUAUGCCUGUCAAUGCUGCAUACAGAAGAAGUUUAGAAGAAUGUGCUGAAAAGAUUACCAAUGAAUGUGGAUUCAAACCAAGUCUUCAGCCAAGAGUUGAGUGGUACCUGGAGGAUUCAAUUAGUUUGGAUGAUGAGAUAUCCGACUGGUUUACGUUAGCCGACUAUUCCAGUUUUACACAUAUACACAAUGCAUUUAUUAAGCAUAUUAACAAUGCCGAGGCUUUUCUAACUGACGAAACUAUAGCUCAAUUACACAUUCAAAAACUACUCAGUAAUAUGAAUGAUAAUGAUGAAUCUAUCGUCAUGUGCGUUGCGUACAUUUCAUUUGGCUUAUUUGCUUUUGUUGAAGGAAAAGACGAUCAUUUGAAAUAUAUUAAAAGGAAUAAUAUGCUCCUGGCUGAACACCUUCCAGAAAUACUUAAAAAAUUUAUAGAAAUUGCAGAUUGCUGUAAAGACUCCUCCACUAAUUUAAAUUGUUAUUCGAAGUCACUUUUGUAUUUGUCUUCGGUAAUAUACUUGAUAACAUUGCAAUGCAUAGUAUUUAGGUGCAACAAAGAACAACAACAUAUUGUGGACAAAGUCAUAGGUAACUUUGAUGAUGCAGGCAUACUUAGUUACUUAACAAAAUAUAUCGAAGCUUGGCGCUGGAACAGUCGUCUAUCAAUGAGAAUAAGAAAUAUAAUAAUGCUUCUUUCAAAAGUUAUACUACUCCAGUUUGGUGAUAUUAGGACUUAUAAGAAAACCAAAAAAGACCUUUACAAAUAUCAUGGCUUGAGAAAAAUAGAAAAUCGAAAAAACAAAUGGACAAUAUCACCCUUACAAUACGAGGCGUUCACCUCGGAUAUUGUCACAAGAUACCCGUCCUGUAAACUACCUACUACUAAUCUGCCAAAGGAGUUUGACAAAUCGAAUUCGCUUUCACAAUUUUUAGAAAUCCCAAGACCAAAAUCUAAGAAUGCUAUAAAUAUUACUCUCAAUGUUCCAGAACAACAUAUUGCCACACCUGCUCCUUCACCGCCUUCAUCACCUCAACUCCUACAUUUUAAUGAAACAUCAAAAGGUAGGAAAUCGUUUCAAACAAAUCUACUGUACCCUUGCUUAUACCCAUCAGACAACGAAGAGGAUAUUGAUGAGUUAGAUAGGCGUUUACACUCAGAGCUUACUCCGAAACAGACCUCUGAAUCAAAAAUACCAUUCAGCAUUGAAGAAGCCGCAACAAUUCUGGCGGAAAAUUUACAAAUUAAAUUGACUACAAAACAACUUUGGCAUGAGAGAGAUCUUUUUAUGGCAACGGAGCGUGGAUGGGAGGAGGAUAAUCUUACCGAUCCUUAUGAUUAUUCAUCACUUACCGGUACAGCUAAUGAAUCCCUGAAGAGAAUGAUUCGGGUGGAUAAUUUUUACAAAGAAUGCUUUACAAGUUUAAACUCUUUAGUGUUUGUCCUGUUACAGACCAUUGAACUAAACUUAACUAACCAAUUUACCUCCAACGCUGAAGAUGUAGAUGAGAAUACUCUGCUUCCCCAAUUGGAAUUAACUAAGGCUAAGGAAAGCUCACUGAAGAGCUCUGUUGAGCUAUUGUUCAUGCUUAUGAAGUGGUUUAAGUUAAGCCACAUUUUGAAAUUUGAACAACUAGGUGUGAUAUUGUAUGAUUCACAAUUCAUAAAUAUCUGUAGUGCAGUACUAGGCAAAUACUCUGACAUCUAUGGGGACAGGAUUUUCAAUAGAAUAAUAACAUCGAAUAAAUCGUUUUGGUCUGAGUGUUCAAAAUAUAAUUUUGAAUACAAGAACUCCUUUAGAUAUGUUCAUCAGGUACAGAAGGCGGUGAAUCUUGAUUUUUUGCCAUCGCUGGCAUACUUGCUGCGGAUUCUCCAGAAAGUAGUUGGAAACAAAACACAGAGAAUCAAAGAACUACCCCAAUCUAUUGGAACCAUAGUUAAAAAAUACUAUCACAUCUUCAAUCUGGAUAUUUAUCACCCGCUCCUUAAAAUCAUCAAAGAACUAACUCCAUUCAAGAACAAACGUUGGAAAUCUGAACAUAUGGAGCUAAUUUCAGGAGUAUUCCUUUACGAAAAGUUGGAACUAAUAGAUAACUGGGUAGCUGGUAAGGACAUCACUGGCGAAUUAAGUGAUGCAUAUGGACAAGAAAUUGCCUUAAGAGCCCUGCUACAAUUUUAUAACUUCGAACAUUACCAAGUAGCGAUGGAAGAUCUAGGUUAUCAAAAGAAAAAUAAUUCAAUCGCUAGUUAG